Daphnia pulicaria is the source of this 3401-nucleotide messenger RNA. Its product is annotated as circumsporozoite protein-like. The transcript is spliced from 3 exons. Lineage: Eukaryota; Metazoa; Arthropoda; Branchiopoda; Diplostraca; Daphniidae. The coding region runs from base 1034 to 2329 and encodes 431 amino acids. The record is from RefSeq and is a predicted model, not a curated record.
GGGAUUGGUGGGGGCUCAAAACUUGAGGUUCUCUCCUCCCAACAUUUCUGUCGUCAGUGUCGCCUCGCAUCACGGGCUCACCAGGUGGCGCCUGGCUUAACUCCUGUCGUUUUCUUUUCAUUCUCCAUUCGAUUCACAAGGAGAGGAACUCAUCAAGUUCAACAACGUGAACAAACAGGAGAUCGAAAUACACAACACAGUCAAAAAGAACAAACCGAACGAUCGACAACAACAUCACAAUCGACCAUCUUGUUUUAAGAAGUUUAUACUACUCGUUCUCAGUGUGUGUGUGUGUGUUGACGUGAACUUGCAUCGAGUCUUGGAUGUGAUUGUGUGUGUCCCUUUUUUAAAAAAUUAUUUCCUUUCACAAUCGACACACACGUUUCUUCGGGUGUGAUACGUCACGGACAUCUUUCUUUCUGACUCAUCUCACACUGCCUUUCGUUGAAAAUCAAAAGUGCGAAAACCACAAGACACAAGUUUGAACACACACGAGAUCAUGUUAAAUCAAGAGUGAUUAUCCAUCCUUAAAAAGUGUGUGUGACCUCGAGAAAACACUGAAAACCCAAAAAGUUUCGUGUGAACCUUGGUUGUUGUUUAUUUUCUUCAACACCAAAAGAAAAAUAUUUUCAAAAAUAAAACGGGAGAAAUGAGGUGAAAAAUAAAAGGAAAAUUGGCGGGUAAUUUUCAAUUUCAACUGUUUGAGCUGCUACCUCCCCCUACAAUCAUCACACCACCCCACCAAAAAGUGUCGCGUAUGUUGUAUACAUACGAAACGGUUAGAGAUAGACGGCCGGCGUUGCCAAGUCGUCAUCGUGUGUGUGUUUGUGUGUGAGUGUGUGUAGUGUGCUGUUGUUAUGUGUUGAGUGUGUCACACAAGAAGACAAAAACAACAACAACAACGGCGGUGUCUUCUUUACAUUUCCCUCGACAAAGGUUGCACAACACGUGAUAAAUUACAUUUGACUGAUUGGUUGAUUGAUCGACGCCAGAACCUCCAGACAAGGAUAAAAAAGAAAUAUAAAAAAAGAAAAUGAUGAACCCAAUGAAUCACAUGGCCACCCAUUUUCCAGGUGAUAUGGGUGGCUACGGACAACAUCACACAGGCCCCGGACCGGGUUCACCGGCCCAACAACAGCAACAACAACAACAGCCACAGCACGGAGGGCCAGGAGGACCGGUCGACGGUAUGAACGGGUUCCGUGGUAUGCAACAACAACAACAACAGCAGCCAACUGGUCCAGUUGGGAAUCCCAUGUUUCAGCCUCAGGGACCACCGAUGGAAUCUCAGCAACAACAGCAGAGGUCGAUGAUGGGAAGCAAUGCUCAUAUGGCCGGCGGUCAAGUGGUGACAAAUAACAUGAUGAACGGCUCUUCCAUGUCUCUCGGCCCGGGUCCUAUGAACGGAAUGAUGAACAUGCAAAUGCCUCCCCAACAGCAGCAACAACAACCGCAACAACAACUCGGUCCCGGCGUCAUGCAGCAGCAGCAUAUGAUGCAACAACAACAGCAGCCGCCACAACAACAACAACAACAACACAUGGGCGUCCACAUGGAUGGCAGCAACAUGGUUGGUGGUGGUCCCGGUGGUCCCGGUGUGGUGGUCGGAGGUCAACAACAAGGCGGCAACGGCCAAGGAGUCAGAGCCUGCGCCGGAUGUGGCGGCAAGAUUCUCGAGCGCUUCCUCUUCCACGCCCUGGAUCGUUUCUGGCACCACGGAUGCCUCAAGUGCUCCUGUUGCGGGGCCCGGCUGGCCGACAUUGGCGUCUCCUGCUACACCAAAGCCGGAAUGAUCCUUUGCCGAGCCGACUACGUUCGGUUAUUCGGAAGUUCGGGAGCGUGUUCAGCGUGCGGUCAAGGAAUUCCGGCCAACGAGUUGGUGAUGCGAGUCGGCGGAGCGGGUCCGGCCGGUGGUCCUGGCGGGGGACCCAACGGAAUCCAUCCGCCUCCGCCAUCCGCAGGUGGCGGAGGCGUUUACCACGUGAAAUGUUUCGCCUGUACCAAAUGCCAAACGCAGUUGAUGCCCGGCGACCGGUACGCCCUCAUCGGCGGGAGUUUGCUGUGCGAACAAGACUGCCACAAGAUGAUGAAGAACAACAACAAUAACAACAAUAAUAACAACAACGCCAACAACAACAAUCACGCCGGUCCCGGUGGCGGCGGCGGCGGCGGUGGAGGAGGAGGAGGCGUCAACCAACAACCCGGAGCCGGUGGUCCCGGAGCGACGGGAACCAAUGUCACAACGGGUGGAGGAGGUGGUGGUGCGGGGGGAGGUGGGGGACCCGUCCGGAAAGGCAAAGUUGGCCGACCCAGACGGAGUCGAGAUUGAUCCCCCCCCCCUUUUUUUUCUGAAUUUUUUUUUAAAACCCGUCCCACCCAUUUUGUUAUUUUCGUGACGGCAACAACAACAAAAAAAUUGUAUGUUAACAAAAUAAUGAGACAAAAUGAUACAACAAAUUUGGAAAAAACAAAUUUUUUGGACAGAAAAAUUUUAAAAAUUGACCUAUUGGGGUCACCCAAAAUUGUUUGAAAGAAAUCAACUCUCGACGUGAAAAAUGAAAUAAACAAACAAAAAAAGAGAUAAUGAUGCUAAUAAUUAAUUAUUAUGAUGACAAUUGUUUGUAAUUCUCUCUCCCUGUUUUUCCUCCCCCCCCCCCUUUGCUCGGUCAUGUGUGUGUGUGUGAUUUCGAUAUACAACACUACCUUCUCCUCUUUUGUAUUUUUAUUUUUGGUUUUUGUUUGAUUGUGGAGACGGAAAACCAAACAAAAAUAUUUGUGAGAAUAUUGGGAGAUCUCUCGCGCUCCAAACCCGAUCGCGUCUUGUACAGUCCCUUUAUAACCUCCCCCCUUACCCUACCCCCCCCCCCCCCAUCUCCACUUCCCUCCAUUUCCGCCCUGCGUUUCCGGCUUAUACAACCGGAACCGGACGAACAUGAACAAAAAAAAAAUCACAAAUGACAAAACAAAAACGACUUUUUUUUUCUAUCUCCUUCUGGGGUUCAUUUGAUUUGAUUUCUCGCAAAAAUUCUGUCUCAACUUUUUCUCUCUCGAUUUUUUGUGAAAUAUUAUUAUUAUUAUUAUUAACUCGUUUUGUUACGCGAUCAAGAGCGUCCGUCAAUUUUUUCCCUCCCUUUUUUUUCAUUUGAAAAUUGCUCCGUUUUUUUUUUUGUUUAAUGAUGAUGACGAUUUCCUCCCUUUUAUCGUGCAACCCCAUCCCACACACACGAUUGGGUCUGGCAAAAAGAUUUGAGAGAUGGCCGCGCAUUUGAUCCUCCCCCCCCCCCCCCACCCUCACACACGAUUGUACCAUUCCCUCCCUUGAAAACUGCUCUCUCCUCAACCACCCAUCGCACUCCCGCCCCCCUCUCCAUUUGAUCAAUAAAAAGAAGACAAAAAAAUGA